AUGAAUAGGCUCAAGGCACAUAUUAAUCAGCGAGUGCCAGUGAAAGAACUACCCAUUAUCAAGGAAAUAUUAAACUAUGAAUGCCAAUUAGAAGUAGUAAAAUUUGUUCGACUGCGCAUCGAGAUUAACCCAUACUAUUUCAAAUGCUUUCUCAAGCUUUACAUUAGUGAGAUUGAACUGGUGCAAGAGGAGACCUCGGAUGAACUAUAUGAGUUGUUUGUUGAUCCACAAAUUUUAAACUCCAAGGAAUUGGAUGUUGAUGUUCCUGAAAUUAUCUCAUACAAUGUUGGAGGUUUUUCCACUGGUGGUGAUGGUGAUGGUGAUGGUGAUUGUAAAAAAAAAAAUCAAACCAUCCUAGUGGAAGAAACUCCGAAGUUAAUCUCAGGCAAUAACACUACAGGUCUUCGAACUUGGGAGGCCGCAUUGUAUUUGGCAAACUGUCUACAGGAUUCUGCAAUUGUUAACUCACUCUUACCUUCUGGUUUGGAUCAAAGUAAAACAAUUUUGGAGCUUGGUUGCGGAACAGGUUUACUUGGUCUUUCUUUAGCCAAGUCUCAAAAAAUAUACAAUUCUGGAACCAAAACACCAUCAAAGAUUAUAAUGACUGACGGAUCAAUGGCUGUAUUUGAAAAUAGUCAUUCUAUGCUAAAUUUAAAUAGUAUUGAUUCCUCCUUGGUCCAAUUUCGUCAGUUGAUCUGGGGUGAGGAUCUUGCCCUUGCUGAAAAUGUAGAUGUGGUUGUUGGUGCAGACAUUACCUAUGAUUCAAGGAUCCUUGAACCUUUAUGCAAAACAAUUGAUGAUCUAUUUCGCAAUCAUGGUCUACAAACUGCGCUCAUUUCGGCCACAAUUAGAAAUGCCAAGACAAUUGAAAGCUGGGAAAAAGAACUCAACAUUUGGUUUGAGAAGAGAUGGAACGUUCCAGUGGUGGAGAAACAGCCAGGUAAUAUCAAGUCUGCUUGUUACUUUAGCACUAAUACUCCAGAGAUACGUAUUUACCGUAUUACAAGGUAA
This is a messenger RNA of Lodderomyces elongisporus, 1011 nucleotides long. RefSeq names its product protein-lysine N-methyltransferase. Lineage: Eukaryota; Fungi; Ascomycota; Pichiomycetes; Serinales; Debaryomycetaceae. The transcript has a single exon. The record is from RefSeq and is a predicted model, not a curated record. Bases 1 to 1011 code for a protein of 336 amino acids.